Messenger RNA from Lactuca saligna, 3255 nucleotides. NCBI's taxonomy places the organism in Eukaryota, Viridiplantae, Streptophyta, Magnoliopsida, Asterales, Asteraceae. The record is from the annotation of a GenBank genome assembly.
GUUUUUAUCCUUCUCUUUCCCAAAGUUGGUAUUUGUCUACUUUGAAACGUUAUCGUCGGAACCUGACCACUUUUUUAUGAGCUUGUGGAACUCUGAAAGAAGCCAUGGACCCGCCGGAGUUACCUGAGUGCCCGGUCUGCCUCCAGCCCUUCGACGGCGAAUCCACAAUUCCACGUGUCCUCGCCUGUGGCCACUCUACAUGCGAGACAUGCCUGAUCGACCUUCCAAAACCACCCUUCCCUCGUACCAUACGCUGUCCAGCUUGUACCCAGCUUGUCAGCUACCCAACACAAGGUCCUUCUGCCCUCCCCAAAAACAUUGACCUACUCCGCGUCUCCUCCUCUCUUCUCCAAUCUAACCCCAAUUGCCUCAACUCCAAACCUAAAACCCCCACCGUAUCAUCAUCGCCGGACUUCAUACCCAAUUUUUGGUCUCAUGAAUUUCACUAUAAUUGGAAGGAAUGGGUCAUUCCACGAGACACAAUUUCGGUCGACGCGAGUGUAACUCUUGAUGAGUCUUUUUUGCUUGGAACAGUUGCAAAUUCGGAUGCUUCUUCUGGGCCGUUUUCCAGGUGUUCGAUGAAAAGACAUCAAAAGGUGAGCCUGUUUAAAGUUGGUUCUUUUACUCAUAGUAACGAGAAUAGAUUCAACUACAGUUACCUUGCGAAAGUUAUCAGUAUUUUAUUUAAAAUGAGGGAUGGCGUAUUAGCUGAACUGAUGUUGAUUCUCUCCUCAAGCUUGAAGGCAUAUCGAAUUUGUACUGCUUAUGGGUUGUGGUAUAACGAGGAGAACGGGCAUUUAUAUCUUAUCUGUGAAAGGAAACAUACGACUUUGUUGAAUGUUAUCGAAUCAGACAUCCAAGAUGAUAUAUCUAGUUUCUCCAUGAUUGGUAUGGAGCUAUGUGAAACCAUAAGCCAAUUGCAUGAAACCGAGUUAGUAACUGGAUGUGCUUCAUUAUCAUGCUUUGGUAUUGAUGAUUUUGGCCACCUGUUUAUCGACCUAAACAAUGUGUUCAUGGUUGGGCAUAGAAUUCAAAACAUGAUCUCAGAGACCUUAUCGUUUGCAGAAAAUAAAGAUAGUAAAAGAUUUGAAAUGUACACGUUUCCCAGCCCAGAGUUAUUAUCAGAGUUUGUAAAGAAAAGAGAUGUUGACUUGGAGUUUGGCAAGUCAACCAUUAGCUAUAGUUCAGAUGUAUGGUCGAUAGCCUGCAUAUUACUUUUGUUUCUAAUCGGGAAGUCUUUUGGUGAGGAGACACAAAACUUCUUGUGCAGUUAUAUAUUCGCAUUAGUCAAUGAAAAUGGUGAUGAUUGUGAAGAGUUAUACAUGGCAUGGUUUGAUAAAGUUUGUGGUUUGUUAGAUACUAAAUUGGGUUCAGACUAUGUCUUAAUGAAGGAUCUGUUGCACAAAUGUGUAUGUUUGGACCCUGGGACUAGACCAGUUGUGACUGACCUUUGGAAAUCCAUGAGGGAAUUGAUUAUCAAACCAAAGUUUGAGGUAAUGAGAAGUUUGGAGGAGAAAGUGAUAAACAAAAGCACCUGUCACUGUUUGCUUCUAGGAGACCUGUCAUUGCCAUUAAAGAAACCUGAUAAAGUUGAUAAGAAUGGUUUUAAAGAUGGAGACUUGGUGGUGGAGAGUGGCGUCAUUGAGGGUAUUCUUGAGAAUUCCAUAAAAUGCACUGAUUUGAAAGGUCAUCUCGAUUGCAUAUCUGGAUUAGCUGUUGGAGGGGGGUUUCUUUUCAGCUGCUCAUUUGAUAAAACAGUGAACGUAUGGUCUCUCCAGGGUCUUAAUCAUGUACAUACAUUCAAGGGUCAUGAACAUAAGGUAAUGGCUAUCGUUUAUGUAAACAGAGAAGCUCCAAUAUGCAUAAGUGCUGAUAAUGGAGGUGAGAUUUUAAUCUGGGCCAUUAAAGUUCCAUUUGAGGAGAAUGCUUUCAAAAGACUGAAUGAGGAAAAAGAUUGGCGCUACAGUGGUAUUCAUGCCUUGGCUGUUUCUGAAGCUGGAUAUUUUUAUACAGGCAGUGGGGACAAGACAAUAAAAGCCUGGUCAAUGCAUGAUUAUAGUUUGAGAUGUAGUAUGAGUGGUCACAAAUCAGUGGUGUCGACAUUGGCAGUUUGUGAUGAGGUUCUUUACAGUGGAAGCUGGGAUGGAAGCAUUCGGUUAUGGUGUUUAAGUGAUCACAGUCCUUUAGCGGUGUUAGGGGAGGAAGAAGCAGCAGCAUCACCAUCACCUUUUGGCUCUAUUUUGUGUCUUGCUCUUCAUAACCAGACUCUUGUUGCAGCUCAUGAAAACGGAUACAUAAAGAAACUAUCUGGUGAUGAUGAUGAUGAUGAUGCUACAGAAAUUGGAAGUAUUUCUGGUGAUUCGGUUGUCACUGCAUUGCUUUAUUGGCAGGGAAAACUUUUUGUUGGCCAGGCUGAUAGAAUAAUCAAGGUAUACAGUUUUGGAGGAUGAUUUGGAAUCUAUGAAGGAGAAUAGUUGAAAAGCUUCUUCAUGGUAUGGUUAUGACUUAUGACUUAUGAGGUUAUAAGGUGAGUGGCAGUAUUGUAUUUGUAUGAGGAUAUAACUAUUUUGAAGAUUUUAAAAUGUGUACAUAUAAACAUAUGCGUAUACCCACAUAAAUAGCAAUGUAUAUACAAACAUAAACUGAUAUGCACGCAAACACAUAUACCCUUAUAAAUACAUGUAGUCUAUACACAUACGCUUAAACACACAUGUACAUUGUUCGUAAGCAUACACAAAAGAAAUAUAUGAGAAAUUGUUUCGAAGUAUAGUGGCGACAAAUUAUUAAGUGUAUGAGGUGAGUUUGUGCUCGAAAAAUCAAUAUUGGUGUUGGAGUGUGAUGUUAUUGGUUUUGAGUGAUGUGUUUAUACACUACCAAGUCUAGCGAUUUUGUUUGUUUUGUAUUUAAAUAAUUUGUGGUAUGUGGUUUUAUUAAACAGAAUGAUUGGCAAUUUUUAAUCGGUUUUUAUUAUUGGAUUUGAUUUAAUAUUUUAUGAGUUGGUGUUUGUUUAAUUGUUUUCUUGUUUAUUUGAAAUAAAAGGGUUAUGAUUUAUUUAUAAGGGUAAGAAACUAUAUAUUAUAUCCCACAUGUAGCAUUGAUCAUUGUAAUCUUAAUAUUAAGAAACUACGAUAUUCUUUAUGCAAUUUAUAUAAUACAGUAUUAGAUAACUGUCAUUUGGAACAAUUUUAAUUUCUUUUAUCAAACUUUAUUUCCUUAAAUAUAAAAUUGGUUUUCAAUAAGUUGAGUGAGAAAAUU